Molecule: messenger RNA, 1122 nt
Organism: Hyphopichia burtonii NRRL Y-1933
Lineage: Eukaryota; Fungi; Ascomycota; Pichiomycetes; Serinales; Debaryomycetaceae
Product: putative nitronate monooxygenase
Exons: 1
Coding region: 1-1122 (373 amino acids)
Molecular function (GO): nitronate monooxygenase activity
Source: RefSeq, a predicted model, not a curated record
AUGACAAGUAAUCUAUUUAUUUCUAAGCUCAAGUUGAAGGUUCCAAUCAUCCAGGCACCGAUGGCCGGGGUGUCUACCGUGAAGUUGGCAUCGGCAGUUACCAAUAAUGGGGGUCUUGGGUCAAUUGCAUUUGCUGCAAGUGACUUUCGUAAAGGUUCAGAAGUUAUUAAUGAAAAAUGGCAAGAAUUCAAAUUACAAGUUGAUGAGUCGUUAAGUCAAAACGUGAAUUUCAAUUUUUUCAGUCACGAAUUUGAAAAUGACCAUUUACCGACUAAUCAAGAAUUGAAAAAUUGGAAUCAGAUUUAUAAUAAGGCCAGUAAAGUUGAAAAUAAGUUGGAUGAAAAUCAUACAAAGAUUAACAUCUCAAUCAAAGAAGUUGAAUCCACUACUCCAGAUAUGUUUAAAGAGUUCAUUUCAACUUUGAUCAAAAUUAAACCUCACGUAGUCAGUUUCCAUUUUGGCCAUCCAUCCUUGGAAUCGAUUAAAACCUUACAAGAAAAUGGUAUUUCAGUGUUUGUCACUGCUACAUCUGUUGCUGAAGCCAAACAUUUGAUUGAUUUGGGUGUGGAUGGGAUAGUUUGCCAAGGGUACGAAGCCGGUGGUCAUCGGGGUAAUUUUUUGGUUGAUCAAAGUCUUGAUGAAAACUUACCAACAUCUUCAUUAUUUAAUUUGAUUAUGAAGAAAUUGGAUACCAAAAAUACAUUCAUUAUACCUUCCGGAGGAAUUGUUGAUGGAGAAGCCAUAUCUCAAUAUGUAAAAUCCGGAGCUGCAGCUGUUCAAAUGGGUACCAUAUUCAUUCCAACUCCGGAAUCUUCAGCACCAAGUUUUAUUAAAGAAUCCAUUGAGAGUAAUCAAUUGAUUCCAACCAUUAUGACAAAACUUGUUUCUGGGAAACCCGCAAGAACUUUAAAGAUUCCAUUUAUUGAAAGAUUAGUUUGUGCUUAUGAAGAACUUUCAAAUAAAGAGUUACCAGAAUAUGGAUAUGCUUAUAAUCGUUAUAAGAAAUUAAGUUCAAGUAUCGGUAAUCAAUUUUAUUUGGCUGGUUCAAAUUAUCCAUUAAUUGAUACUGACCUUAAUGCCAAACAAAUUUUAGAUAAAUUGAAAAAAGAAUUAACAUUAUAA